GAUAUGAUCCAAUUGCACCCCUAAACCAUGGUACCUUUGGUUCAAAUCGAAGCUAUAGAACGAUUGGCGUUUACAUUCUCACUAUAUGAUCAUGACAUAUUGGCAGCCCAAUUGGGUCAAUUCAAAGCCAUCUAACCACUUGACACGAACCUAAUACCCAAUGGUGUGGGAACUGCUUAUGCUGUUUGAAAAUCUAAAUCCUCUCUCCUCUCUCUUCCCAUCAAUUGCCUCUACUUAACACACCCGACUCAGUAACUCUGUUUCUGCAAUUUUGCAUCCUUGGAGGAACACCGAUAGCUCGCUCCUUUGUUGCUUUCAGCAGAAAUUAAAACGUGCAAAAACCCCAAUUCUAUGAUUUUCUUUCUCAAGAUUAGUCUGCCUUUUCGUGGAUCAUGAAUCGAAUUUCUCAUUUCCCUCUGCCCGCUGAGAAAAGCCUCCUUGGCCAAGACAGAAUGAAAUCUUCGUCUUUUUCCCCGAUGCUUCUGUGGUCUCUGUUCAUCUUUUUCGUUUUCCUGUCACCGUCUUUAUCCUUGCCUUUCUCUCCGCCCGGGAACGUUACCCUCUUCGGCGAUGCUCAUUUCAGGAACAACACCAUUAGUCUCACACAAGAACCACCCUGCAGCCCUUUUUAUCCUUCUUGUGGGGUUGGAAGAGCUCUCUACGCUUACCCAAUUCGAUUUCUUGAUCCCACAACAAACUCUGUUGCGUCCUUUACGUCUACCUUCUCCUUCUCGAUCACUCCGUCUUUUUCUUCUCUUCCCGGAGACGGUCUCGCAUUCCUUAUAACCUCCAAUGUCGAUACUGGCUGCAGCUCCGCCGGCUAUAUGGGUCUCACCCAGUGCAACAAAAACCAAGGAGAGCCGUUCAUCGCUGUGGAAUUCGAUACCAGUCUAGAUUCAUCUCUCGGCGACCUCAAUGACAACCAUGUGGGUCUCGACAUUAACACGGUUGCUUCUUUCGCUUCCGUCGAUGUGGGUUCGAUUGGGAUUGAUCUCAAGAGCGGGAGGCGCAUCAGAGCUUGGGUCGAUUACAAAGACGCAGAGAAGAUGAUCAGGAUUUGGGUCGGCUAUUCAAGGGUCAGGCCUCCUAAUCCGCUUCUCACCUCCCAGGUGGAUCUUUCAAGGCAGUACAAAGAGUUCAUGCACGUUGGCUUCUCUGCUUCAAAUGGACGAGGGUCGGCGCUUCACCUGGUCGAACAGUGGGAAUUCAGAACAUCGGGGCUUGUUCGUCCGAAGACGAUGCCAUUGGAAUCGGAUACAAGUCAAGACAGCGCUUGUUUCACAUGUAAUUCUGCAGAUGAUUCAGAUGACAACAAUGGGUCCCCCAAUGUCCAUCGAAGAAGACGAAUGAUCACGGACAUAGCUCUUGGUCUAGGUGGAGCAGUUGGGUUUCUCUUCUCCAUGGGAGUGACCAUCGGCGCAAUAAUUUGGUAUGUCUCGAGAAAGAGGAGAAUUGAUGGCAGAGGCACGAAAACUCGCGAAAUGUGCAGAAUUCAAAUGAACAAAGUCCCCACAAGGCUGUCACUCGCUAAGAUCAAAUCUGCCACAAAGGGAUUCAAGGAGAGCAGAAUCGUCGGCAAAGGUGCCUCCGGCACUGUAUACCAAGGGCAACUUGGCUCCGGCAGGACUGUGGCUGUCAAAAGGUUCAGUGGUAUCAAUCAGGUCGAUCGAUUUAGAGACCCCUUCACCACCGAGUUGGCUACCAUGUUGGGUUGCUUAAGACACAAGAACCUGGUUCAACUCCAAGGCUGGUGCUGUGAGGGGAACGAAUUAGUCCUGGUUUAUGAGUUCUUACCUCGCGGCAGCCUCGAUAAGAUCCUCCACAAGAGCUCCAGUUCAGCAGUGGUGCUCAAAUUGGACCAAAGACUGAAGAUCGUCCUUGGCGUUGCAUCUGCACUCACUUACCUACAUGAAGAAUGCGAGAGACAGAUAAUCCACAGGGACGUCAAAGCUUGCAACAUAAUGCUCGAUGCAGAGUUCAAUGCCAAACUGGGUGAUUUCGGUCUAGCAGAGGUUUAUGAACACAGCGGCAUCACACGAGUAGCGACCAUACCAGCUGGGACCAUGGGUUAUCUCGCACCAGAGUAUGUUCAUACUGGAAUACCCACUGUGAAGACAGAUGUCUACAGCUUUGGUGUUGUGGUUCUAGAGGUGGCAACAGGGAGGCAACCGGUGGACGACAAUGGGAUUGCGCUGACUGAUUGGACGUGGGAUAUGUGGUUGAAGGGGAAACUGAUUGAAGCUGUUGAUGGUAGAUUAGAGGGGCGGUUUGACAAGGCUGUGGUUGAGAGAAUGCUCAUGGUGGGGAUCUCUUGUACUCACCCAAACUCUGUAGAGAGGCCAACAGUGAAGGAGGCAGCCAGGAUACUUAGAGGGGAAGCGCCGCUCCCUGUCUUACCCACCAGGAAGCCAGUGUUGAGAAUGCAGUCUGCGCUGCCUCAAGGUUAUGAAGAAAUCCUGCACAGAGAUGAUGGGAGUGUUGGUUUAAGCGACACGCCAUGGUUAACCCCUCGGACGCAUAUGAGCUAA
Molecule: messenger RNA, 2528 nt
Organism: Nelumbo nucifera (sacred lotus)
Lineage: Eukaryota; Viridiplantae; Streptophyta; Magnoliopsida; Proteales; Nelumbonaceae
Product: Concanavalin A-like lectin protein kinase family protein
Biological process (GO): protein phosphorylation
Molecular function (GO): ATP binding; carbohydrate binding; protein kinase activity
Source: RefSeq, a predicted model, not a curated record